This is a messenger RNA of Diatraea saccharalis (sugarcane borer), 1659 nucleotides long. The record is from the annotation of a GenBank genome assembly. NCBI's taxonomy places the organism in Eukaryota, Metazoa, Arthropoda, Insecta, Lepidoptera, Crambidae.
UAACUGAUUUAUUUAUAACUAGCUUUUUCCCGCGACUUCGGCCGCGUGGUAAAGUUACUUUGAGCUAUAUUUCUUACAAAUAUUUAUUAAUUAUAUCUUAAAAAUACCUGAAAUAAAGUUUCAUCCCCUAUUUUAGCCAAAUUUCAGAUGGAUCCGUGCAGUGGUUUGGGCUGUGCGUUGAUAGAUCACUGUCAGUCAGUCACCUUUGAGUUAUAUAUACUUAGAUAAUAAUUUUAUUCAUUUAUGUAUCCGUGCUUUUAUACGAGUAAUAACAAGAUUAACUAAAAAAAAUCACCCUUAUAAAUUACUGUUUUGUUUUUCUCAGUGUUCUAAUUUUUACCGGUCAUGGAUUGUAUAAGCGGUUGGUGUAAAAGCGAACGUCGUCUUGACGGGUCCGUCGCUAUUGUCACCGGUUCCAAUACCGGUAUUGGCAAAGAAACUGCAUCAGACUUCUUCAAUCGAGGCGCCAGAGUAAGCAUAGCAUGCAGAGACAUAGAGAAAGGCAACGCAGCAAAAAAAGAUAUCGAAAAAACGAUCACCGAUUCCGGCAGAGGCGAGCUCGUGGUUGAAAAGUUAGAUGUGGCUAGUCUGAAUUCUGUUAGAGAAUUUGCCAAGCGAAUAUUAUUGAGGGAGAAAAGUAUAGACAUAUUAGUAAAUAACGCCGGCGUUAUGAUGUGCGUCGAAGGAAAGACGGAAGAUGGAUUUGAAACUCACAUAGGCACGAAUCAUUUGGGGCACGCGCUCCUCACGGUUCUGUUACUGCCGAAAAUGAACAGUAGCGGCGAUUCAAGGAUUGUCUUCGUGUCAUCUCUUUUACAUAAAUGGGCACCGCAGCUUGAUCUAGAAGACAUGAACUUUGAAAAGUCGCCGUACGAUGCUUACCAAGCUUACUGUAGAAGCAAAGCUGCCAACGUUUUAUUCGCAAGAGCACUUGCCAACGAACUUAGGAAACGCGGCAUAACGAAUGUGACUACAUACAGCCUGCAUCCGGGCGUAGUGGGCACCGACAUCGGGAGGCACUUCAGCGAUUCAGUGGUGCGAGGUGCUUCUUGGAUCUUCAACAAGGCUUCUCCUUUAUUUGCGAAGUCACCCAAGUGUGGUGCACAGACAUCAAUUUAUUGCGCUGUUGAUGAAGCGUGUUCUAAGGAAUCUGGACUAUACUAUGCUGAUUGCGCCGUAGCAAAGACUUCUAAGCAAUGUCAAGACGAUGCGUUUGCAGCGAAAUUUUGGGAUUGGACAAUUGAAAGUUUAAAGAUUGAAAAAUAUGAUCCAUUUCAAACAUCAAAUUAACCAGUCGCCUAUCCACUUGAAAAUGUUUCGUUAGAUUCAUAGCGUUAGUGCGAUGAAUUAGAUGUCGCUACGUAUUAUUAUUACCAAUUAGCAUAAAAAGCACGUCCAACCUACAUCGGUUGGACCGCGGUCCCUGGUCUAACAACACCUAGAUUGGAGGUAGACAAUUAUUCUUUAGUCUCCAUUGCCAGUUAUCUCCAUCACGCAGUAGGGACCACACCUUCAACCUUACGGUUCCUACAAAUGGAUGCCUGGUAGAGAUCGCGUUUAAAAGCAAUAAGACCGCCAACUGUACUUUUUGUAAGAUUAAUUGUAAAAAAAUAAAACAGACUUAUUUUUAUAUUUGUUUAUUAUUUGCUAUUUUAAUAA